AGCAGCUUCAACAAGUUCAGUUGUGCUGUCAUUCAUUCCUCUCCUCCCGGUAAACCCGGGGCUUUUUUAAACGACGGGUGAAGUAAUUAAGUCAUGUUCUUAGCGGACUACUUUUUGGGGAGCGGUAUUUGUUAACGGUGACGGACAGGUGUGCGGGGCAACCUGUUGGGGACCUGCUUUCUUUGACUCACGCCAGAACAACAGGUUGAAAGCAUGUCGACGCCGCACUUGUGAUGGGGAGAGAGGCUUGUGCGGGUGGUCCACAGCAGAUUGUGAAAUCCUACCUAUCAUGUGAAGGCUUUGGUUGUGGUUUGCCUGAGUGUGCGGGUGAGGGACAGAGACUGUGCAACAGAGGACUAAUCUUGGUAGCUUCCCCCUAGGGGCCCUGGCCUGUAAAAAUAUCCCCGUAACCCUGGAAUCAUGGAACCAUGACAGUCAUCACUUAUUCAAACGGUGUGGGGAGGCUUCAGAACCAAAUUCUGGUUCUUGAACACCCCUCAGCCUGCGGGAAUGUUCCCGAACCUGUGUCUGGGUUUCUAGAACCUGAAACCAAUCUGGACUCCUUGGAGAUUCAAGAACGCUAUGGGAUCAAACACAUAAAGGCGACUGAGGAGAAGAACCGUAAUAAAGAACAAAGCAUUCGAAGGAAGCUCCAAAGACCGGGCCGAGAGGUCAACAGCGACAGAAAAGAACAUAGAAAAGAUGUAAAAGGAUGUCCAAAGUUGGAAAAAGGAGAUGACAAGAAUGGGACAGAUCUCACAGUGACGUGUUCAUUUAGAGAAAAUGGGAGUGAAAUCCUGCGAAGAGAAAAAAUGACGCAGAACAAGCACCUCAGGCUUGUGUUUGCAUUUCCCCAUCAAAGCUUCGAUGAAGAAAAAACUGUGAUGAAUUUCAUGGGACUGAGGUGGCAUAAAGUCUUGCUCUGGUUACCUCUUCUCCUAUUAAGCCUCUGUCCUAAACCUGCUUCAUCACAGGGACAUUUCCCACGAAUGGAGAAUAUUGCAGCCUUCAAGCCUGUGUCCACCUCGCCUCCACGGUCCACCUGUGGCGUUCCGGAGCAGAGCAGCUACUGCCAGUCACCUUCCUCACGGGAUGAACUUAAUUUGUGUUUUCAAGCCAUGUGUGUCCAGGAGUGCCCUUACAGAUCCUCCACACCACCUUAUGCCCCACUGCUGUUUGCUGCUCACAGGGGUAACUGCGUAACUGAAGACACGGUCGACACUCGUCCUGGGACCCAGACAGAGGCUGGAAGCACAACAAGUUCAGGGGGACUGUCUGCUGGACCUGACAGUAUACUGUUUCAGCCAGGCAAAAAUGGAUGUCUGGUCACGCCUCCUUCACAGGCAGUGGGACCACGUGGGUCCCUCACCUUGGCAGUGUGGUUAAACCCAAGCUCCACUGGAGAGAUGAUGCUACUGGAGAAGAGCUCAGAGGAGGGCUUGGUUUUUUCUUUGACAGUGUCGGAGCGGGGUGUAACCUUCCGACAUGGUCAGACCAACAGUCUAACCUCCCUGACUGUAAGCUUCAGAACAGAAGGCCGGCUGCAGCUGGACAAGUGGACACAUCUUACAUUGCAGAUCUAUGACCAAAGUGCAAGUCUUUUCCUGGAUGGUCUUGAGGAGGAUGGGACACCCUUUGACACAAAACAUCUGAUCAGCACACUUUCUGAUAUCAGCGAGUAUGGCGCCAUGUGGGUGGGACUUAGCUCCAAUGGGUCUAAUCAGUUCAUUGGCCGCAUGUGGGACUUUAGAUUUUAUCCCGCUACAUUGACCAACAGGGAAAUAGUCCAGUUGUACUCUGGAGUCUUGCCGAAGCUCCAUGUCCAAUCUGAGUGUCGCUGUCCUCCCAGCCACCCCAGAGUACACCCGUUAGUUGAGAGGUACUGCAUUCCUAAUGCUGUUGAAGACACCACUAAUGACAGGGUCUUGAGACUGAACCUCAAUGCUCAUCCACUUAGUUACAUCAAUGACCAGGACAUGGGCACCAUGUGGCUGUCUAAAGUCAUGAGUUUACAAGAACUGGAUGAAGGAGUCACGGUUACAGUGGAUUUGGCUAAUGGACAAUACCAGGUCUUCUACGUUAUAGUUCAGUUCAGGGGACCUUUGCCUGAGUCGAUUUUGAUCCAGAGAAGAAAGCUCGACUUUUCAUUGCUUGAGACUGGUAUUAUGACAGAACAACCGUGGUUGGACUGGCAGUAUAUGGCCAAAAACUGCAAUGUGUUUGAUAUGCAGAACAGCGGACCACUACCAAGACCAGACUCGGUCAACUGUCUGCAGAUGCCCAGUGAUUUGCCACUUUCAGGAGGUAACAUCACCUUUAGUCUGCUGACCGCACAGCCACAUCUGAGACCGGGAUAUAACGACUUCUACAAAACUCCUGCCCUGCAAGAGAUGGUACUAGCUGCACAGGUCAGAAUUCACAUGAAAUGGCAAUACCAUACCGGAGCAGUCGGGGUCAACCAGCUACACAGACACUUUGCCAUCAGUGAAAUCACAAUCAGUGGCAGAUGUGAGUGUCACGGCCAUGCAGACCAGUGUGACACCAGUGUGACCCCGUACCGCUGCCUGUGUCUACCUGAGAGCCACACAGUCGGAAAUAACUGCGAGUAUUGUGCACCACUCUAUAAUGACAAGCCCUUCAGGGCAGGUGAUCAGCUCCAGCCUAUGAACUGCCGACUUUGUCAGUGUUAUGGGCAUGCCGUCUCUUGUCAUUAUGAUGUCCUAGCUGAUGAGCAUCCAGAUGAGCACUAUCGAGGAGGAGGGGGAGUCUGUGACCACUGCAUGCACAACACUACAGGAAAGAACUGUGAGUACUGUACAAGUGGAUUCUUCAGGCAGCAGGACUCUGAUCCAAGCUCAGCUCAUGUGUGUCAGCCCUGCAAAUGCAAUGCUGCUGGAACCGUCAAAGGUAACACAGAGUGUGCUCAGGUUGGAGGACAGUGUAACUGCAAGGCUGCAGUAACAGGCCGUGAAUGUGCUCACUGUUUGCCUGGUUGGUAUGGUCUCAAUGCUACAAAUCCACAUGGCUGCACAUCCUGUAACUGUAGUGACCAAGGCACUGUGAGCACCUUCACAGGAGCAGUUUCCAUUUGCAACCAGUACACAGGGCAGUGUCAGUGCAAACAACAUGUCACAGGUUUGUCAUGUGACCGCUGUGAGUUUGGAUAUUGGAACCUUUCCCACCCAGAUGGCUGCAUCCCAUGUGACUGUGACCCCUUAGGUUCCCUCAGUUCAUUUUGUGAGCCCGAUGGGGGGCAGUGCGAGUGUAAGCCUGGGGUGGGAGGCCGGCAAUGUGAUUCAUGCGGCAGGGGCUUGUAUGGAUUAAGGCUCGAGGGAUCCUGUGCCCCCUGCAACUGCUCACGUGACGGUACGGUACCUGGGACAAACUGUGAUCCGUACACGGGCCAGUGUGUGUGUAAGGAACAUGUAGAGGGCCACCAUUGUGAUUCAUGCCGUCAUGGUUAUCACACCCUGGAGCAGCGCAACAGCCUGGGCUGCCUGCCGUGUGUGUGUGACAUAAGUGGAACUGUGUCACAGGGUGUGUGUGAUAUGAAGACUGGACAAUGCCCCUGCAAGGAAGGAGUGGAGGGUGCCCACUGUACCAGCUGUGUUCAAAACUACUACAACAGCAGUUUAGACAUGGAGAGAGGGUUGUCUCAGGGCUGUGUGCCAUGUAUCUGCGACCCCAGGGGAACGGUGACAGGGUCAACGUGUGACAGCACCACGGGGCAAUGUGUUUGUAUCCCAUCACGACAUGGGAAGGACUGCAGUAGCUGCCGACCUGGCUUCUACCUCACUCCAGAUUACAGCAUGUGUUUGGAGUGUGACUGCCAUCCUAUGGGAGCAAUGCAGCUUAGUUGUGAGAGCCAGGAUGGACAGUGUGUCUGUGCUCAUCCCUCAGUGGGAGGAAGACGCUGUGACCAAUGCCAUGAGAUGUUCUUUGGAUUUAAUCCUGGUCUGGGAAGAUGCCAGCCUUGUGCAUGUGACCCAGUGGGCAGUGUCAAUAGUUUAUGUCAUCCAGACACAGGAGUAUGCAUGUGUAAGCUGCUGGUAACUGGAGACAAGUGUGAUUCAUGCCAGCCUGGAGCAAGUCAUUUUGAUCCUGAAAACCCUUUUGGAUGCAGCAAAGCCCCCUCCCAGCAGCCUGCACCAAUUGGUUUGGCUCUUAGUUACUCCUCAAUCCAUCUUUCAUGGUAUCCACCUGAUUCCCCAAAUUCGCACAGACUCAACUACACCCUCCUAAGGGAUGGACAGCCAGUUCAUACCAUCCAGAGACAAUUUCCUUUCAGUCUUGAGUCCUUUGAGGACAGGGGUUUGUUUCCCUUUACUAACUUCUCCUACUGGCUCAUAACAGCUAAUGUAGCUGGUGAGACAAUAAGUGCGUCAGCCUCCUACCAAACUUUAGGAGCACCACCCUUUGCAGAACAGCUUCAUUUAAACCUCCUUGGACGACCAGGUCCAACCAGUGCAAGCUUUAACUGGAGCAUACCAACAAAUGAUAUAGGCCCAGUCGAGAGGUUUGUGUUAUCAUCAGUGGAGUCACCCAGUGAAGCAGAGCCGGUUAUUCACUACACAGGUUUAUCUACAGAGGCUGUGGCAAGCGGUUUAAAGUCCUUCACACAGUACUCUGUAACACUGGAGGCAUGUGCUUCUGGGGGCUGCACCUCAAGCCCUCCACUGUCUCUUCUGACAGCUGCUGCACCUCCACAGAACCAGUCUGUGCCCAGCAUCACUGCUACAGGACCUCAUACACUGCAUGCUUCUUGGGAGCCCCCCAGCCAACCCAAUGGUGUUAUCACAAAGUAUGAGGUCUUUCUCCGUGGACCACUGGAAGCAAACAAUGUAUCCGCUUUUAAUUCCGAGAAGAAAGUUUUCUCCAGCUCCGGAUGGCUGGAUCCAAGUGUCUUUCCAGAAGGAAAUCCAACUAAAAGGAGUAUGUUGUCCCCUCCUGAAAGUAGUGCCAUCAUAGAGGGUCUUCAUGCAUUUUCAGCAUAUCAGCUGAGAGUCGUAAGCAUCAACAGAGCCGGAAAUGCCACAUCAGAAUGGACCACAGCACACACCUUGGAGGGAGUCCCAGAGUUUGUCGCUCCUCCAGAUGUUUCUGCGCUGUCACCCACCAGCCUCAACGUUACGUGGAACUCUACUGAGGGCCACGGCAUCAUCGCCAGAGGACCAGUCACAGAGUACAGAGUCAACUUACUAACUGAGCAAACCACCAAUCCCUAUGCUCCUCCGGUUGUUAGUCAGGUUUUGCAUAGGAUGGGAGGCUCAUCACUGCCUGUUCACAUAGUCGAAGGACUGGAGCCCUACCACGUUUACAACUUCACUGUCACACUGUGCACAAGAAUGGGUUGCAUUACGAGUCUGCCAAGCACAGGUCGCACCUUACCAGCAGUGCCUGCAGGAUUGUCUUCACCUCGAUUACAUUCUGUAAAUGAAACCACUAUUCAGAUAGACUGGGAUCCUCCAGAUCAACUUAAUGGACCAAGUCCACUUUAUCAGGUAGAGAGGACAGACGUAUCACUCUCUGACCCACAAGAACCAGUUGUUAGAGGAACCAGAUUUCCAGGGAAUGGUUAUUACGAGUUUCCCAGUAACACUCUACCCAGCAACACUGAUUUUACAGGUGUUAAACUGAGUUUCAGGACUUGGUCUCCAGAUGGUCUCCUGCUUUGUGCCUUCUCUCCAGAUCAGGAGGAGUUUUUGGCCAUCCAAAUAAAAAAUGGACGACCAUACUUUUUGUUUGAUCCUCAGGGCUCAGCAGUGGCUGUAGGUGUACAGGGGGACAGGGAACGGCGCUACAAUGAUGGCCAGUGGCACAGUAUAGUAGCAACCAGGCAAAGGGCCGUGGGAACAAUCGUCAUAAACCAUCAGUAUAGCGGAAGUGCAUCAGCUUCCAGCGGGAACAGCAUUAUUGGUGAAAACAUGGGAUUGUUCAUUGGAGGCCUGCCAGAAGAUUUUACUCUUGUAAGAGAUGAUUCAGGGGAUACCCAACUGGUGCAGAGGGGCUUCUCUGGCUGCCUCAGAGACAUAAGUGUUAAGAUGACUGACAGCCCUUUAGAGAAAUGGAAAUUACUGGAUUGGAAAAAAGCUACAAAGAAGGUGGAAGUGUAUGAAAGCUGGGAAGGAUGUCCUCUUCAAACUGUGGAAGGAGUCCAUUUUCUGGGUGAUGGCUACCUGGAGUUAAACACAGAUGUGUUCAGUGGAGGACACAACUUUGACAUUUCAAUAGAUUUCAGAACUGACCAGCUCAGUGCACUGUUGCUGUUUACAUACAGCACACAAACGGAAGAUUACAUGCUUGUGGAACUGGAAGCUGGUCUUUUGUCCUUUAUUCUUGCGUUUGGUGGCCACACAACUGAACUCCGCAUGUGGGUUGGACUUAGCUACUGUGACGGUGGCUGGAAACAGUUGUCACUGGCAAAACAGGGCUCUCUCAUCUCUGCUGCAGUGGAUGAGUGGGCCGAGGAAAUGAGGGGAAUGGGAGGGGCAGCAAGCUUGAGAGUUGAUUCACCGUUGUACUUGGGUGGUGUUCCGACUGAACUCUUGCAUCCUGCUCUGAAUGUUCAAAGUCACAAACAUGGGCUUGGAGGAUGUGUACGCCGUCUAACUGUUCGCAGUGAUGCACGAACCCCUUCUGUCAGUCGCAGUAUUAAUCUCUCAGUUACUUACUGCCGCUCGGUGAGGGUCAACUUAGAUGGCUGUCCUACCAGUGAAAGCCGGUUUAACUGCAGAGGAAACGAUUCAGUGCUUGUGUACACUGGGAGACAGACACAAGCUACAGAUUAUGGCUUGCAGCCUUUUACAGAAUACUUGUACAGGUUUGUCACCUUGGCUCCAGGAGGUUUGGCAGCAUCACCGUGGCAGAGAGCUCGGAGCUGUGGUAAAGUACCUACAUUUGUACAACCUCCAGCCACAGUGCAAAGUAUCAGUGGCUUCAGGGCCCAGGUGAGCUGGUUGCCACCCACAGGCGACAUCAGAGGGCUUAUUGACAGAUAUGUGCUUAAAGCCUACAAUAAGGACCAUCCAGAAGUACCACCUAUCACAGCCACAUUUCUAGCUAAUGGAAAUUUCACAGGUGUGAUGACUGGUCUCACUCCAUCAACCCAUUACAUUGUCACCGUAAGUGCAUGUAGCCCUGCUGGCUGCACUGAGAGUCCUGUUGGUAACAGUGGUGGUGACAAUGAUGUAAGAUCAAGCUUCAAAACCCCAGAAGAAGUUCCAGAUGCGGUCUAUCCUCCAUUUGUAAUCUCAUCUCCUUCAGCUUUGUUUUUAACCUGGGAGCCUCCAGCAAGGCCAAAUGGAGACAUUACUGAGUACCUACUUUAUCACAACAGUGAAAUGGUCUACAGAGGAAGAAACAGGCAGCAUAACAUCACUGGUCUGGGUGUGUACUCAACUAACUUCUUGGUACUGAGUGCUUGCACUAAAGUGGGCUGUGCCAACAGUUCACAAGUUACAGCUCUGACCUCUCAGCUUCCACCUGGACCUCUACGUGCACCAGGUCUUACGUUGCUGGACUCUCGAACUAUAUUUGUGGAGUGGUCACGUCCCUCUCAAAUAAAUGGUGUUUUGAAGUUCUAUUCCAUCUUCCUGUCACAUGAUGGUUCAGAGCCCAUGCUGACCUAUAACAGCUCAGAGCUGACUGAGGAACACACUCUCCGCAACCUAACUCCAGGAACAUUUUACUCCGUCACAGUGGCCGCCUGCACAGGAGGUGGGUGCACCAUAAGCCCUCCGAGCCAUGUCCAGACAGAGGAGAGUACACCGGAGAAUGUUCCUGCACCGCUGGUCAUCCCUCUGUCCCCGCAUUCACUCAACAUCAGCUGGACUCCUCCUGAGACUCCAAAUGGUGUAAUAACAAGCUACGGUCUCUGGAUGGAUGGAGUGCUUGUUUUCAACACGAGUUCCUCUCAGAGUUUCUUCAUAGUGGAAGGACUUUCUCCAUGGAGCCGACAUGUAGUUAGACUGCAAGCAUGCACAGCACAGGGCUGUGGCAAAGGACCAAUGGUGGAGUCACAUACAUUAGAGAUGGCCCCAGAAGGCCCUAUACUGCUAGAGUUGACCAAUCAGAGUUCUAGACAUCUCCGAGCCCGCUGGACCGCCCCUCCUAGAGCAAAUGGGAACCUCCACUACACACUGUACUACAAAAGCAAAGAUGGUCAUGGUGUGCUGGACGGAGGAUCAGCCGCGGGUGUUUGGUUGUCUGUGUCUGACCUACAGCCUUACACAAACUACAGUUUCUGGAUCAGAGGAUGUAACACACAGGGUUGUGUUGAAAGCCUGCCACUCAUUGUUACUACACCCCCAGCAGCCCCAGAUGGAUUGUCGCCUCUGACUUUAGUUAAUGCAACCAGUACCAGUCUAAAUGUAUCGUGGUCUGCACCAGUCAGCCCCAACGCACCGGGCCCACUCCUAUACAGCUUGCAGAUGAGAACAUCUCCACAGGGCUCUAUCAUAAGGCUUUUGGAAAAUGCAACAGACAACCACUCCUAUUAUGUUGAGGGUUUGUCACCAUUCACAAACUACCUGUUCAGAGUGGUUGCUUCACAUACUCAUGGGCAGACAGUGGGGCCUUGGGCAACCCUUCGCACAGCAGAGGAUCGUCCAGGACCAAUAGACACACCAGCCAUUAUGGGACUUCAUUCUCGGAGUGCAUUAGUUACCUGGGAUCCUCCAGCACAAACAAAUGGAAUUAUUGCAAAUUAUACCCUUUAUCUUUACUCAGGCUCCAUCACUUCUUCAGAUUAUAAACCUAAUUCAGUCACCAGCACCAGCUCUACCUACAGCUCCGAUGUAUCAUCUAAAUCAAGUCUGACAUCAAGCAUUGAUGGAACACUCCAUAAUUCAGAUUUUAACUUGUUGACAUUGUCAAAUCCUAGUAGACCUAGGGGCCCAAGCCACAACUCUGUGUCUUCUGCAAAUUAUAACAACUCAAGCACAAUCAAAGAAAAUGCACACAUCAUCCAUUUCUCCACCACAAGGCCUGUUAUUGUUGAAAAGAAUCAGACGGAGUCAUUUAGUGAGAACACUGGAAGUCAUGACCAUAGUAUUAUGUUAUUCAAACCUGCUGAGCCCAACACCAGCAGUGUAAAUCCAGACUUCUCACUGUCAUCGCCAAAUUAUAUCACAAGCAGCUUUAAUCCUGAUAAUUUUGUUACACAAGAGCCACUCACCAGCCCCAUCUCCAGUUCUUUUGCCUCAGCAUCAAGAUCUCCUCCACUGUCCAUCACUGUUCCUGGAAACACCACCUGUUACACUUUCCCCAACCUACUUCCCUACGAAACGUUCAGCCUCCAGGUGAGAGCAUGCACAAAUGUUGGUUGCUCAGUGUCUGGGAUGUCUCAGUAUUUCCAGACCCUCCCAGCUCCACCUGAAGGGGUGCCAGCACCUCACCUUCACUCUGACACACCAACCUCUGUUCUCUUGUCCUGGGGUGCACCAGAACGAAGUAAUGGACCACUAGAACGCUGGGAGAUUGAGCGCAGAGUUGCUGGAACCAAACAAAUCUCCACAGUAGGCCAUCUUCUGCCAGUUCCUCCCCCUCUUUCGUUUGUCGACUCCUCAUCAGCUCUCAGUCCUUGGACGGGCUACCAGUAUCGGCUUGUGCUUCAUAACGAGGCAGGAAAGGCGACAGGGCCCUGGGUCAGUGUCACCACCAGACCUUCUCGGCCAGCUGGACUGAGUCCCCCAAGAGUGAAAGUUCUUGGAUCACAGUCGCUUCAAGUUACAUGGUCGCCUCCUUUGAUUCCCAAUGGAGAGAUUCAUGGAUAUGAAAUCCGUCUCCCGGAUCCUCGAAUUUUUCAUGACACCAUCAAAUCCUCUGAGCUCAAUGUCACCGUAACGGACCUUGUUCCGUACACAAAUUACACUAUCACUGUGCUGGCAUGUUCAAAUGGUGGAGGAUAUGUUGGUGGAUGCACGGAAAGCCCUCCAACUCCUGCUUCCACAUUACCUACGAAACCUGAAGGCCUUGCACCUCUUUCAAUCGUGCCAGUCAGUGAAUCGUUUCUGGCAAUUUCCUGGCAACCACCAAGUCGCCCAAAUGGACCCAACAUCAGAUACAAGUUGCUCAGACGUAAAAUCCACCAGCCCCUGGCCGUCGCCAUGGUCCCCACAUUAGCAGCCACUUUCCCACCCCCCACUGAAGAUCUCCAUCGCUGGUUCCAUGUUUACUCCGGCACCAAAUUGUUCUAUGAAGAUAAAGGCCUAAGCAGAUUCACCUGUUACCAGUACCAGCUCGUGGUUUAUAAUGACGUGGGCUACACUUCAGGAGAUGUUGUUACUGCAGUUACAAUGGCAGGGGUUCCCCUCAAACCUCCUACAUUGUCUGCUCAUGCUAUCAAUCACACAGCUGUUCAAGUCAACUGGAAUAAACCUUCUCUACAAGACCUGCAGGGAGAGGUGGACUCAUUCUUUCUCACAGUAAACUCUUCCAAGUCAGGUCUGGUGAUGGCUUAUGGACCUAAGGUGAUGUCGGCUGUGAUAGAAGACCUUAAGCCGAGUACAACAUAUCUGAUAUCACUACAGGUGUUCAAUGGUGCACAUAACACAACUAAAGCAGUGGUUAACGUCACCACAUCUGAUGGAGAGCCAGAAGGGAUGUCUGCCCCAGAAGUGGUUCCGGUAAACGGCAGCAUGGCACGUGUCCUUUGGUUCCCCCCUCAUCGACCCAAUGGAGCAGUUACUGGUUACAGCAUCUACGUUAAUGAUCACCUUCAUGGCAGUGUAGACAACAGCUCCGGUUCAUACCUUCUGGGGGACCUGCUGCCUUUUACAGUCUACAAUAUACAAGUGGAGGUGUGCACAGAGUAUGCAUGUACUCGUAGUAAUAUUACCAAAACAACCACUGUAGAAGACAUGCCAGCUGACCUGGACAGUCCUCAUGUACAAGUAAUCAGUCCCAGAGUGGUGAGAUUACAUUGGGCCGUUCCGGGCAAACCCAAUGGGAUCAUGCUGGGCUACGAGGUUUUAAGACGGACCCUUAGAUCAUGCUCUGAUGAGUCAACAGGGGUAACACCCUCCUCAGAUGGUGCCCUUGGUUCAACGCUGAAAUGUUCCUACCUGGAGUGUCCUGCCGGUCAAAGCGUGUGCGGGACAUCCUGCUUUCAUCCUGAAACACAGAUAUGCUGCAGUGGAAUACUGCAUGCAAGAAAGCCACAUCAUCAUUGCUGUGAUGAACAUUAUUUUAGUUGGAAUGAUUCGUUCAAUCCUGUUUGCUGCAAUGGCAAACUCGUCCCAUUUCGCCCCAAUCACCAGUGCUGUGGAGGAUACUAUGUAGUCGUAAAAAACAAUGAAUACUGCUGUCCUGACCACUUGCAGGGCCGGGUCUCCGUGGGGCCUGGUGACAGCUGCUGUGGGGGGGUUCCUUAUUCCAUGACAGGCGGCCAGCUUUGCUGCAGUGGGAGGCUGCAUGAUGGCUAUGGGUUCCAGUGCUGCGGAGGCCGCAUAGUAGAUGCCAUCUUGGUUUGCUGCGAUGAUGCUGUACAUACAUAUAAACCAGGUUUUGUCUGCUGCGGAAAAGAGUAUAUAAACUCUUCAACAUCUCUUUGCUGUGUGAACAACAACGGAUCUCCCACAAUUCACCCUUCUGGCAAUGCCACAGUGACGCUGCAAUGCUGUGGGUCAAAGGUCAUACAUCUGGAUGAAGAAUGCUGCAAUGGAGUUGGCUUUGACCCCCAAAGACACGUUUGUGCCGAUCGAGCCACGGCUGGACUGCUGAUACCGCACCAGUGUUUUCAGGGUGCCGUGUGUCCUGUGGCGGCUGCAGCUACCGCUUACUGUGGCUCCUGUGACCUUGAUCCAUCUCUGACUGCCUGCACUUGGGUCCUGACUGCACACCCACACCCCGACACACAAUCUGCAACACAACUGCCAUUCAUCAGCGGCUCCCUGGAACCCCUCACCACUGUCCUUUCAGGACAUAGAAACAGAAGUAAAAACAAUAACAAAAUAGUUGACAGAAACAGUCACACAAAAUCUGAGAAAACAGAAACAGGAGGAAAUCUUUGCCAGACACAUGAAGAGGUGGUGUACAGCGGUGAUGCCAAUGUUUACACAUAUACAGAUACUGAUCUUGAGCCCUUUACAAAGUAUGAGUAUCGAGUGAGGGGCUGGAACAGCUUCGGCCCGGGCUCCAGUGAUGUUACGACAGUGACGACCAGUGAAGACAAACCUUGGGGAGUGGCCCCACCCCGCUGGAGUCGCCUAGACGAACGAGAUGACAUCAUCCAGCUGCAAUGGCAAGCUCCUGCUAGACCUAACGGCAUCAUAACCCAUUAUCUCGUGCUGCGAGAUGGACAGGAACGUUACCGUGGAGAUGAAAAAACAUUUACUGAUGUCAGAGGGAUCAGGCCUUUUCAGGAGUUCAUCUAUCAAUUAAGGGCCUGUAACCAGGCUGGCUGUACUGAUAGCACUAAGGUGGUGGCAGUGACGGCCCAGGGAGUCCCACAGGACAUGAAGGCUCCAGUGGUAACCGCUGUUAGUUCCUCCUCUCUCAAGGUGAACUGGUCUGUCCCUUCUCGUCCAAAUGGAGUCAUCCGGAGGUACCAUCUGAAUCAGACUGGUGUGGGAACCAUAUUCACACACAGUGGUGGACUUAGAAAUUAUACUGUGACAGGUUUGCAGCCAUACACAGACUACACCUUUGUGGUGGCAGCCUGUACGGCUGUAGGAUGUGCAGCCAGCGAACCAUCCACCGGACGCACCCUGCAAGCCUCGCCCCUUGGUGUGUGGUCAAGCCCCAGACACCUGAUAAUAAACACCUCCACUGUGGAACUGUUCUGGGAUCAGCCGUCUCAGCCUAAUGGACACAUCUUCCGGUACAGGCUUAUAAGAGACGGUCGCACGGUUUUUACCGGGGAUCACAGGGACCAGAAUUAUACCGACACUGGACUCCUGCCAAAACACAGGUAUUUCUAUGAGCUGGAGGCUAGUACAGCAGGUGGCAUUGGUUUGAGUGACAAAUAUGCUAUACAGAUGCCAGUGUCCUGCCCCAGUGGGAUCCCACCCCCCUACAACAUGACAGUUUUAGGGCCUUACUCCAUAUCACUUACCUGGUCCCACCCUGCUCAGCUAAACAGCAGCCAGCCUGUGUUCUACAGUGUCCUGUUAAAUCCAGGAAGUCGCAAUGCCAUAAGUCGGUAUGCUGGGGAAGACUUGCACCUCUCUGUGACGGAUCUAGAGCCUUUCACCACUUACUACAUAAGAGUGCAGGCCUGUCAAGAUGAGGGAUGUGGAGUCGGAGAGGGUGUCUACCUCCGUACUUUAGAGAAAACCCCAGAAGGUCUGCAGCCCCCUACAGCAAAGGCACUAGGGUCUAGUGUUUUGGAGAUCCAGUGGACACCUCCAAAGAAACCGAAUGGGCUCAUCACUUCCUACCAUAUAUACAGACGACCAUUAGGAACAGAGGAGGAGCUGCUGGUUUUUAUUUGGUCUACCGGGCCACUUGAAUUUGUUGAUGCCAGCCCCACCCUGCAACCAUUCAGCUUCUUCCAGUACAAGGUUCGCGCUCACAAUUCCAAAGGCUCAGUUGUGAGUGAGUGGGCUCUAGCCCAAACUUUACAGGCAAAGCCACAAGAACUGGCACCCCCUGUUGUCAAACCCACUGGCGCAUAUUCCGUCUACAUGAGAUGGAGUGAACCAGGAAAGCCCAAUGGUCUUAUUUCCCAUUAUAGACUGGUUUACAUGAAGCACCAGCAAGACCCAACUCUCAACUCAACUAUUUUUACAGCUCUCACCGUAGAGGGUUCAGUGCUGGAGGCAGCAGUCUUUGGUCUUGACCCCUACAGUCGGUACAGUCUCCGUGUGGAAGCUGUGAAUGGGGCAGGCAGUGUUUCCAGUCCAUGGGUGGAGGUCAUGACCCUGGAGGCUUCUCCGACUGGCCUGGGAAACAUCACAGUGGAGCAGAGAGAGGAGGGCAGAGCGUUGCUGCUCAGCUGGGAUGAGCCACGCACUCCAAAUGGAGUAAUCACGAUGUAUAAUUUGUACAGUGAGGGGAACCUGGAGUUCAGCGGGCUAUUGCGGAGUUUCGUGUUCCGUCGUUUGGAGCCAUGGACCGUUUACUCUCUGAUUCUUGAAGCCUGUACCGCAGCAGGCUGCACGCACAGCCCUCCUCAGCACAUCAUCACAGCAGCGGCGCCACCUGCUUCCCAGCGGCCCCCCAGGCCUCUUUCAGUCGGCCCCGACCAUGUGUCGCUUACUUGGUACCCUCCCUCACAACCCAAUGGGCCGAUUGGAGAAUAUUUUUUGCUUGGAAGGAAUUUGGAUGAGAUGGGGAGGUUACGAAACAAUGAAGAGGAUACCGAUGGGGGAAAGGUGCUCUUCACAGAAACAUCCCCGCAGAAAGCUGAGUCCUUCUCCUACACAGUAACUGAUUUGCGCCCCUGGACCCAAUACGAGUUCAGCAUCUGUACUCACAACCCAGCCGGACACACCUGCAGCCCCUGGGUAAAUGUAACAACUAAACAAGCCCCCCCUCGUGGCCUAGGCCCUCCAACUGUGAGUCACGUCCAGGGCCGGCCAAGUGAGGUGGUCAUAUCCUGGGCUCCUCCGUUGGAGGCAAACGGGGUUUUACAGUCCUACAGGAUACAGAGAAACAAUGUCAGUUUCUCAUUCAGUUUUGACCCGAAUGUCCUGACCUACACAGAUGAAAACCUGCAUCCAUUUUCACUAUAUAGCUAUUCAGUGACAGCCUGCACCUCUGAGGGGUGUAUAACCAGCCCCCAGACCAACAUCACAACGCUAGAAGCUCCACCUGCUGUGGUGGAAGCCCCCGCAGUGGACGCCAUAACUUCUGAUCAUAUAAACAUUUCAUGGAGUAAACCGCUGAUGCUGAACGGAGAGGUGACAGAAUAUGUCCUGAAACUGAACAACAAGGAGGCUUAUCGAGGGAGAGACCUCAAAACGGCGCUGUCAGGUCUGCAGCCAUAUACGUCCUAUCAACUGGUUCUGUUGGCUUGUACCAGAGGUGGCUGCACUACCAGCAACACAAUAACCGUAGUUACUGAGGAAGCUCCCCCAACUCACCUGGCUCCCCCAACUCUUAAGGUUACUGGCCCCGAGUCAGUUGAGAUCACCUGGAGACCACCCAAUCAUCCUAAUGGGAUCAUCACUGGGUAUGAGCUCUCCAGAGAUGGUGAAGUUAUCUAUGUUGGCACAGACACCCAUUAUCAUGACUUCACUCUUCUGCCAAGCAAGGAGUACAGCUAUAUUGUCAGGGCCAACAACAGCAGAGGGGCUGUCAGCAGCAACGUAGCCACAGCAAAGACUCAUUCAUCAGCUCCGUCUGGUGUGGGCUUCCCAACACUAACAUCACUGGAGGCAACCCAGGUUAGAGUAGAGUGGCAGACGCCAGCUAGACCUAAUGGAGACAUUGUGAGGUACACUGUGUAUCUGAGAGAUCCAGUCCAGUCUAACAUCACCAGUGCUGUCUUCACUCCAGAGGACAAAGCCUUUUCUGACAAACAAAUCAUUCUGCGUGGGCUGGGUCCUUACCAUAGGUAUGAAGUAAGGGUAGAGGCUUGCACAGUGCUGGGCUGUUCCUCCAGUGACUGGUCCUCAGUACUCACGCUGGAGGCUCCCCCUACUGGUCAGCGGGCACCACUUUUAGAUCUCACAUCUGACCCUCAUACCGGCCUGCAGACAAGCUUUCUUCUCACCUGGUCCCCCCCGGCCCAGGCGAAUGGUAGGAUCAUUCAUUACGUGGUCCACCGCAGGCUGAACGCCUCAGACAGAGACGAGACGGGUUCAUCAACAGUUGUUUACAAGAAUGUCUCUACAUCAUUCAAAGACAGCGGACUCCAGCCUUACACGGCAUACCAGUACCAGGUAAAAAGUGUGUUUUGA
Molecule: messenger RNA, 15845 nt
Organism: Fundulus heteroclitus (mummichog)
Lineage: Eukaryota; Metazoa; Chordata; Actinopteri; Cyprinodontiformes; Fundulidae
Gene: ush2a
Product: Usher syndrome 2A (autosomal recessive, mild)
Exons: 82
Coding region: 429-15845 (5138 amino acids)
Molecular function (GO): protein binding
Source: RefSeq, a predicted model, not a curated record